Dama dama (fallow deer) is the source of this 720-nucleotide messenger RNA. RefSeq names its product ferritin heavy chain-like. The record is from RefSeq and is a predicted model, not a curated record. Bases 1 to 720 code for a protein of 239 amino acids. The transcript is spliced from 2 exons. Lineage: Eukaryota; Metazoa; Chordata; Mammalia; Artiodactyla; Cervidae. Gene Ontology annotation, biological process: iron ion transport; intracellular iron ion homeostasis. Gene Ontology annotation, cellular component: cytoplasm. Gene Ontology annotation, molecular function: ferric iron binding; ferrous iron binding.
AUGGGUGUCCGGGAUGCUGGCACGGCAGAGUCCCUCGCUGACAAGCUCACCCUGGGCUACAGUGACAAUCUAAGGUCCACCCUGGGUACUCUCCCAGGCUACGCGUACCGGCCCCGCCGCUUCUCCGUCACUGUGGCCUUCUCACCUGCCACACGUGCGGUGCCAGUGAGACUGCCAGCACCGCCCUCGCAGGUGCGCCAGAACUACCACCCAGAGUGUGAAGCCGCGGUCAACAGCCACGCCGCCCUGGAGCUCCACGCCUCCUUCCAGUGCCUGGCCGUGGCCUUCUACCUCGACCGUGAUGAUGUGGCCCUGAAGCACUUCCACCGCUUCUUCCUGCUCCGCUCCCAUGAGCACGACAGGAGAGCUGAGAGCCUGAUGUUCCUGCAGAACCGGCGUGGGGGCCGCGUCUCCCUCCAGAACAUCAGGAAGGCGGAGACCCAAGAGUGGGAGAGUGGGCUCAAAGCCAUGCAGAAUGCUCUGCACGUGGAGGAGCACAUCAACCAGAGCCUCCUCGACCUGCACCAGCUGGCCACCGAAAAGCGCGACCCCCACCUGUGCCACAUCCUGGAGACCGGCUUCCUGAACCAGCAGGUGGAGUUCAUCAAGGAGCUGGCGGGCCAUGUCAGCACCCUGAGUAAGAUGGGGCCCCCGGAAGGUGGCCUGGCAGAGUACCUCUUUGACAAGCUUACCCUGGGUGAUGGUGACAAGAAAGACUGA